Molecule: messenger RNA, 2025 nt
Organism: Neoarthrinium moseri
Lineage: Eukaryota; Fungi; Ascomycota; Sordariomycetes; Amphisphaeriales; Apiosporaceae
Exons: 3
Coding region: 1-2025 (674 amino acids)
Biological process (GO): cristae formation
Cellular component (GO): MICOS complex
Source: RefSeq, a predicted model, not a curated record
AUGUUGCGGACAUCGUUGCGAUCCGUAAGGGCCGUGGGCAGCAAGCCCAUUGCUGCCGCCGCCGGCCGCCAAUGGCAUCCUGCCGUCGCGCGGUCCGCCGCCCUUCUUCCUGCUAGGAGGUUCUACGCAGAUGACAAGAAGCCCUCGAUAAACGACCCGACGCCGCCCAAGCUCCCGGCCGCCGAGACCAACACGGCAGCCGCCAGCGAGGCCCCCGUCCUGAAGCUCGAGUCCGACAUCAAGGCCUCGUCCGUCGAUGCAAAGGACGUCCCUCUCACCCCGCCAGCUCCCGAGGCCCCCGUCGUCUCUGACCCCAUCUCGCCAGCCACGCCUGUGCCGCCGCCGAGCGCACCCACACCCGUGAAGAAGAAGGGCUUCCUGCGCCGUCUCCGCAACUACAUCCUCACCCUCGCCAUCUUGGGCGGUCUCGCCUUCGGCGGUGGCGUCUGGUACUCGCGCAUCAACGACAACUUCCACGACUUCUUUGCCGAGUACAUCCCCUUCGGCGAGCAGGCUGUGCUCUUCUUCGAGGAGCGCGACCUCAAGAGGCGCUUCCCUCGCAGCAUCGGCGCCGGCUCGCUCCACGCCAAGGAGGCCGGCACCCAGGUCAAGAUCGGCCCCCAGAGUGGUGCAUCAUGGAGGGUGGCAGACAGCGGCGAGCCCGCUCCCCGCAUGUCGAGUGCCAUGCGCGACGUCGCCGCAGGCAAGAGCGAUGGCCCCAAGAAGGAAGCCCCGGCGCCCAAGCCCCAGCCGCCUGCCGAGGAGCCAAAGCAGAGCAUCACCCCGGCUGCCACCUCUGCUGUCGACGCCAACACCGAGGCCCCCAAGAAGAAGUCCUCCAAGCAGGACAAGCCCGCGUUCAAGGCCCCCGAGGUCGACGAGCCAUCCCGCUUCCCCCCUGCUUCGCCGAUUGACCCUCUGAAGGUCAAGGAUGCCGAGGAGCCCGUGGUCCAGGACCUUGUCAAGAUGUUGAACGACAUCAUCACCGUGGUCAACGCCGACAACGCCGACGACCGCUUCUCGGCCACCAUUGGCAAAGCCAAGAACGAGCUCAACAAGGUCGGCUCCAAGGUCAAGGAACUGAAGGCCCAGGUCGAGAAGGAUGCAGCUUCCAAGCUUGCCACCAAGGUCAACGAGUUCGAAUCUGCCGCCAACGAGUUGGUCUCGCGCGUCGAGAAGGCCAUGGCUGCUCAGGAGGCUAACUGGCAGGCUGAUUUCGAGGCCGAGAUGAAGCGCAUCCACGACAUCUACAACAAGCGCACCGCUACCGAGUUGGAGCGCGAGAAACUGGUCAAUGAGCAGAAGCUCGAGAACAAGCUUCUCGAGCAGGCCAUCGAGCUGAAGCGCCAGUUUGCGAAGCAGGUCAAGGACACGGUCGAGUCGGAACGUAGCGGACGCCUCGGCAAGCUUGAGCAGCUGAGCUCGGCGGUCAAGGAUCUCGAGCAGCUGACCACGGGCUGGAACGAUGUUGUCGACAUGAACCUCCAGACCCAGCAGCUCCACGUCGCUGUGGAGGCAGUACGCGCAAGCCUCAGCGACGAGGAGCACCCUCGUCCCUUCGUUCGCGAGCUGGUGGCUCUCCGGGAGAUCGCAUCCAACGACCAGGUCGUCAACGCCGCCAUCUCGUCGAUCAACCCUGCCGCCUACCAGCGUGGCAUCAGCACCCCCUCGCAACUGAUUGACCGUUUCCGCCGCGUGGCGUCCGAGGUGCGCAAGGCGAGCCUGCUACCCGACGACGCCGGUGUGGCCAGCCACGCCAGCAGCUGGGUGUUGAGCAAGGUCAUGUUCAAGAAGGAGGGGCUGGCUGCCGGUGACGACGUCGAGAGCAUUCUUACGAGGACGCAGACCUAUCUCGAGGAGGGUGACCUGGACCGAGCCACUCGCGAGUUGAACGGACUUAACGGAUGGGCCAAGACUCUCAGCCGGGACUGGUUGGCUGAGGCGAGAAAGGUGUUGGAGGUGCAACAGGCGCUUGAGGUCAUCUCAACCGAAGCUAGACUACAGAGCCUAAAGGUGGAGCAAUAA